Molecule: messenger RNA, 903 nt
Organism: Pocillopora verrucosa
Lineage: Eukaryota; Metazoa; Cnidaria; Anthozoa; Scleractinia; Pocilloporidae
Source: RefSeq, a predicted model, not a curated record
AUGAACUUCUUUAAACGCAAACGAAAUUCCAAUGAUCAGGAGCAGAUCGAUGCAGAAAGAGAGCCUAAAAAGCUGAGAACUGUUGUUUCACUUGUGAGGAAAGUUGGGAACAACGUAAAACAGAAGUUGAAUGUGGCUCUGAAGGCACUAACGUCAAGAACGUAUUCACAGGAUGUAAAGUCAGUCUUAUUCACCACCCCUGUGGGUCCACUGAGGUCCGCUAGAUAUAUCAUGACACCAGCAGUUCCAUUUAGUGCUGCAAAGUCAUCGCUUGAAUGGCGGAACCAUUCUUAUUAUGUGUUAGACAGCACCAUCAAUGUUACAGAGAGCCAUCAUCAUGAGUUUAAAACUGGAGGAGGAAGCUACCCAAUUACAAUACUACCAGAGCAUAUUCAGAAGUAUGGAAGUGCUUUUUUGAACACAGAUGGAGGUGUACUCAUUGCAGGAGUCCUUGACAAUGGUGCUGUUCGUGGUGUUUAUUGCUCACCAAGAAUGCAAACUAACAUCAGAGCCACUGUCAGCCAAGAAUUUGAGAAGUUUAUUCCCUUUGUGGAUCAUUCUUUAUACAGGGUGAAAUUUGUACCUGUAAUUUAUCAGCCAACGCUACAAGAAAGACGAAAGGGAUGGUAUACCUACGUAGCAGAUGUCUUUGUGAUAGAGAUUUCUGUUAAGGCUGGUGUUAAAGGUGAAUUGUAUGAGACCAGGAAAAAUCAGGUGUUCAUUCGCCGUGAAAGCAGUGUCCAAGGACCAUUGAACCCUCUGCAGAUUAAGGAUAUUGUUAUGUCUAAAUAUCGUGAGGUUAUUGAGCAAAGAAGAAUGGAAGCUGCCUUAGCUAAGGAUCAAGAGUCAACUAGUAAAAAAAUUUUCAGACAAAAUAGAAAUGUUAUUGUAGUUUCUCCUUAA